CCGGGCGGCGAUGGCGGCGGGACGCGGCGGGGGCCGGCACGGAGUGAUGGUCGCGCUUCUCUUGCUCGCUGCGCUGACGCCGGCGAGCGCCGCCUCAGCUGCCGCUCUGCCUUUAGUCAUCAACACCUGGGCGUUUAGGACGGCCGCAGAGACAGCUUGGAAAGUACUAGAGUCGGGAGGUUCAGAGCUGGAUGCAGUUGAGAGAGGCUGCAGUCAGUGUGAGAUCGAUCAGUGCGAUGGAAGCGUGGGAUAUGGAGGAAGCCCAGAUGAAAGUGGAGAAACAACUCUGGAUGCAAUGAUUAUGGAUGGCAACACUAUGGAAGUUGGGGCUGUUGCGGAUCUCAGGCGUGUGAAAAAUGCAAUUGGUGUAGCACGAAAGGUCAUUGAAUACACUAAGCAUACAUUACUAGUGGGAGAGUCAGCCUCCCUGUUUGCUGUAAGAAUGGGGUUUCCUUAUGAAGAUUUAACUACCCAGAAAUCCCUUUCGCUGUAUUCAGAGUGGCUUAAUCAAAGCUGUCAGCCAAACUACUGGAAGAAUGUGGUGCCAGACUCUUCAAAAUCCUGUGGACCAUAUAAACGGCGUGAAGAAGUAACUUACAAAGAAGAACACACCAGCUCACAAAGAAGUAUUCAUAACCAUGAUACUAUUGGUAUGGUUGUAAUUGGUGAGAGUGGAACCGUUGCUUCUGGGACAUCUACUAAUGGUGCAAUACACAAACUUCCAGGCCGUGUGGGAGAUUCUCCGAUAGCUGGAGCGGGAUCCUACGCAGAUAGUACAGCCGGAGGAGCUGCAGCCACUGGGGAUGGUGACAUCAUGAUGCGCUUCUUACCCAGUUAUCAAGCUGUGGAAUAUAUGAGGAUGGGAACAGACCCAACAGUAGCCUGUCAAAAAGUUAUUUCCAGAAUCCAGAAGUAUGCUCCUAAGUUCUUUGGUGCUAUCAUUUGUGCCAAUACAACUGGAAGUUAUGGUGCUGCAUGUAAUAAAAUUCCAGGAUUCACUAAGUUUCACUUCAUGGUUUCAAGCCCUUUGCUAAGUCGACCAACUGAGCAAGUAGUAGACUGCAUUUAAUUUCUUUUGUCCUAUUAGCAGCUCAACUUAGAAGAGGACGGUGCUAAGUUCCCCCAGUUAUUACUUCUUAAAAAUGGUUGUUUCUAGCAUUUAAUGGCUGUUAUGGUCUGCUUGUUUUCCUAAGAAGUGAGUAGCUACAAGUGAUGAAUAGUAACCAUUGAACAGGCCCUUUGGCUUGCCAUUUAAAAAUAUAUUUGUCAUACAUCUGGAAUAAGAGGCUGGAAGUGGAACUUUGACUCUACAUAUAAUUGUAGAGUCAUAGUUCCAUAAAACUUAUGUUGAAAAUGUUUAAUUGUCUAAGAUUUAGUCCAGGUUUUCUUUUUUCUUGAAAAUUGCAUGAAAAUGCUGGCAUGCAAGGAAAGGGGCAUGAGGAGUAGUGGAGACUAUUUCAAAGGUUUAAUGAAGAGAUAAGAAGUCCUUAUGGACCAUUCUAACUUGUUCUACAACAGCUGGGAAUACAUUUGAAUAGAAAUUACAUGCAAGCAUCCCUGGUAGUACAAACCUUCAAAAAAUUUUGGUUGACUGACUGGAUGUGAAGACAAUUGGAAAUCAUCCUGACGCCUGUUUUUUAUAGUGAAAGUUAAGUUAUGAACCAUAACCACGGUGAUUUCCUUGUCAGUAAAAGGCUGUGCACUCACCCUGCCCUACAGCACAUUAACCUCUGCAGAGGAGCAGUUGAAUGCCUAGAGUGUGACAGUUAUCUACAGCUUUGGGUUUUGUCACUUUCUGUGUCUAGAGACACCAGGAUUCAUUUGUAAUGGAACUUUAGCAUCAUGAGGAUUAUUCCACGGGUAUUUGAAGAUCUGUUUGAUCAUUCUCUUAAAUUAUUGGCUUGCUGAUCUGAUGGAAUCUUUGCUAAACUUGAGCUAGGAAAUGGCAGAAGGGGAAGUGAGUAAAAAGAGUGUGUCUUGUCACUUUAAUUAUUCUCUGUCUAUUUAAAUAAAAUAAAAUCAUUGGGUAAUAAAAUCAUUGGGUAAUAAAAGCACACAUUAAUGUAUUAGUAAA
Messenger RNA from Vidua macroura (Pin-tailed whydah), 2074 nucleotides. RefSeq names its product aspartylglucosaminidase (gene AGA). Gene Ontology annotation, biological process: protein deglycosylation. The coding region runs from base 11 to 1069 and encodes 352 amino acids. Gene Ontology annotation, molecular function: N4-(beta-N-acetylglucosaminyl)-L-asparaginase activity. The record is from RefSeq and is a predicted model, not a curated record. The transcript has 9 exons. Gene Ontology annotation, cellular component: lysosome. Lineage: Eukaryota; Metazoa; Chordata; Aves; Passeriformes; Viduidae.